CAAGAUCUCACUUCAGUCCAAAAUUUAUAUAUAUAUUAUUUCAAUUGUCAGAGCCCACACUCUCACAACGUUCCAACAUGUUCAUUCCUAAGUCGUCCUUUGAAGUCUUAGAAGACACCAAGCCGGACGAUGUCUCACUUCCUGCCUUCAUGGUCUCAACGACUCGGGGUUUUCUGGCACGUAUGGAUCCUCUUGUAACUCUCCCCCCUGAAUUUGAGCCGGUCGAAACUCUGCUUCAAGAAAUGCCUGUCCAGACCCAGUCAGGCAAGCCUGGACUGCUUGCCACUGGCCAGCUGGGUGAUACCGUACUCAAAACUCUUCCAGACCUGACCGAACAAAUCGAAAAAUACCAUGAUAACCUUCCCAUGAUGAAUGCCCUCUAUCGUGAUUACUCAUUCUUGGCAUCGGCGUUUCUUCUAGAGCCAUGUCACAUGAGGUUCAUCAAGGGCGAGCCAUAUGGACUAGGGAGAUCUUUCCUUCCUGCUCAAUUGUCUCGACCUAUUGUCCGCUGUGCUGAGCUAGCUGGAUUCAAACCGUUCAUGGAGUACGCGGGUUCAUAUGCCCUUUUUAACUAUCGCCUUCAGAAUCCAGAUGCGGGUCUUGAGUACUCUAACUUGCGCCUGAUACGGGCCUUUGAGCACGGUUUGGAUCCUGCCUCUUCUGAGGCCGGCUUCGUAUUGGUGCAUAUUGACAUGGUAAAGAACUCGGGCCCCUUAGUUAGCGGCACGAUGUCGUGUCUGCGGGCGCUUGAUAAUUCUGAAGGAGUUUCAGCCUUGCAACAGAGAACGUCAUUUAAUGAAGGUCUGCGUACCGUCGUAGAUGCGAUGAAGAAAGUCAAUGGCGUAAUGGAAACCAUGUGGAUGAAAUCUAAGCCGCGGUCGUAUACGAGCUUUCGGACUUUCAUAUUUGGCAUCACAUCUCAGUCCAUGUUUCCCGACGGUGUUGUUUACGAGGGCGUCAACGACGGCAAGCCUUUAAGCUUUAGGGGCGAGAGUGGCGCCAACGACACCAUGAUCCCAUUGAUGGACAAUCUUCUUCAGAUCGAGAUGCCUGAUACGCCUCUGACUGAGAUCCUAAAGGAUUUUAGAGAUUAUCGCCCAAGUAACCACCGCCAGUUCCUUGCCGAGGUGAAGAGGUGCUCGGAAGAACUACACGUGAAAGAGUUUGCUCUAGCUAUUGGUGCGGAACACAACUCGACAAUAGGAAGUGAACAUCGAGAACUAAUAAAAGAGUCUCGACGCCUUUGGCUCCACGCUCUAAACCAAGUUCGAGACUUCCGGUGGCGGCACUGGUGCUUUGCCCGCGAGUACAUUCUCAAGCAGACCUCGCAUCCCACAGCCACGGGAGGUAGCCCAAUCGUAACUUGGCUUCCAAAUCAACUGCAAGCUGUUAUGGAGGAGAUGACAGAGAUCGCCAACAGCGUCGGCGCGCGAACUGGAUCUAUGGAACUUGGGUCGGAACACCGGGACAUCAUGGACCUUGUUGACCGGCAGAACCAAAGCUUGCAGAAGGAAGUAGAGAAAUAUUGUAGAGAACGUGGUGUGACUGCUCAUUAUACAUAAGUCGUAUAGACUGUACUCCUCUGUAGGAGUUGGGACAGACGACGUACUUGAUCCCCUAAACAGAACUCUACCUGGGUAGCUUUUUAGAGUCUUACGAAGAUCUAGUUUAUACAUUACGGGAACUUGUAUUAGCCCCAAAGUAUAACGGGUUAGUAGUAAGUAUAAAGUAUAAUUCCCUCG
Daldinia vernicosa is the source of this 1742-nucleotide messenger RNA. Its product is annotated as indoleamine 2,3-dioxygenase family protein. The record is from RefSeq and is a predicted model, not a curated record. The transcript is spliced from 3 exons. Gene Ontology annotation, molecular function: heme binding; metal ion binding. Lineage: Eukaryota; Fungi; Ascomycota; Sordariomycetes; Xylariales; Hypoxylaceae. Bases 78 to 1562 code for a protein of 494 amino acids.